This is a messenger RNA of Venustampulla echinocandica, 1269 nucleotides long. RefSeq names its product Formate dehydrogenase. Lineage: Eukaryota; Fungi; Ascomycota; Leotiomycetes; Helotiales; Pleuroascaceae. Gene Ontology annotation, molecular function: NAD binding; oxidoreductase activity, acting on the CH-OH group of donors, NAD or NADP as acceptor; formate dehydrogenase (NAD+) activity. The record is from RefSeq and is a predicted model, not a curated record. Gene Ontology annotation, cellular component: cytosol. The transcript is spliced from 4 exons. Bases 1 to 1269 code for a protein of 422 amino acids.
AUGGUACUGCUCACUCGCUCCCUCCACCGUCUGGCAUCCCACGCGGUGACCAGGUCCUCGCUGCAUUCAGCCGCACGAGCGACUGCAUCACCCUCUGUCUUAUUCCGUGGAGCGCAAGCCCUCCGUCACAAUAAUCUUGGAAGUAUAAGAAUGCUAACGGGCCAACGUGAAAAGGUCAAGGUUCUUCUUGUAUUGUACGAUGGCAAGGACCACGCAAAGGAUGUCCCAGAACUUCUAGGCACAACAGAGAACGAGCUGGGUAUCCGCAAAUGGCUCGAGGACCAAGGACACACUCUGGUCACCACCUCUGACAAGGACGGCGAGAACUCCAAGUUCGACCAGGAGCUGCCCGACGCUGAGAUUAUCAUCACUACACCAUUCCACCCAGCUUACCUUACCGCCGAACGCCUAGCAAAGGCAAAGAAGCUCAAGAUUGCCAUUACCGCUGGUAUCGGCUCCGACCAUGUCGAUCUGAAUGCUGCCAACAAGACCAACGGAGGUAUCACCGUCGCGGAGGUCACGGGAUCCAACGUUGUAUCAGUCGCCGAACACGUCCUCAUGACUAUCCUCGUCCUCGUCCGAAACUUUGUCCCCGCACACGAGCAAAUCCAAGCCGGUGAGUGGGAUGUUGCCGGAGCUGCCAAGAAUGAGUUUGAUCUCGAGGGAAAGGUUGUCGGCACUGUUGCUGUUGGCCGAAUUGGUGAGCGUGUCUUGAGAAGAUUGAAGCCAUUCGACUGCAAGGAGCUGCUGUACUUCGAUUACCAACCAUUAAAGCCUGAGGUCGAGAAGGAGAUCGGCUGCCGGCGUGUCGAGAACUUGGAGGAGAUGUUGGCACAAUGUGAUGUUGUCACUAUUAACUGCCCUCUGCACGAGAAGACUCGUGGUCUAUUCAACAAGGAGUUGAUCUCUAAGAUGAAGAAGGGCUCAUGGCUCGUCAACACCGCCCGUGGUGCUAUUGUUGUCAAGGAAGAUGUUGCCGAUGCCUUGAAAUCCGGCCAUCUCCGCGGCUACGGUGGUGACGUCUGGUUCCCUCAACCAGCACCCAAGGAUCACGUCCUCCGUUACGCAAAGAACCCAUUCGGCGGCGGAAACGCCAUGGUUCCCCACGUGUCCGGCACAUCUCUCGAUGCACAGAAGCGCUAUGCAGAUGGCACUAAGGCUAUCCUCCAGAGCUACCUCAGCGACAAGCACGACUACCGCGCCGAGGAUUUGAUCGUGUACAAGGGUGAUUACGCAACCAAGUCUUAUGGUCAGCGGACAAAGCAGUAA